CAAGGAAUAAAAGUUGGCUCAUAAGAGUAUGGUGGAAAAUGGCAGAAGUUUCGAGAAAAUAGCCCGUACCGACGUCAAGGAUUUGAGGUUCAAUGCAGAGCCACUUGUUGAGAAUGUUAAUGAGCCAACGGGUGAAGACGAAAGAAAGUUCAAAAAGUACGCAUCUGAGAUUAGAGCACGCAAUAAAUAUGAGAAUCCGCUUAAUAGAGAAUUUGCCAUAUACAAAGAUUUGCCAGAGACAAAAGCAGAGAGAAAAAACCUUCAGUGCUUCAAACAUGAGCAAGUAAGUAGCAGUAAAAUUGACUUGCAACACUCCAAACUACAGAAAAAAUCAAACAAGUACGGUGGUCUUCGAAUGAUCAGUGAUACUGUUCUUACUAAAAGAAAUUUUUCCAGUGAUAACGAGCUGAAUCCAACAAAACAGGCAGAACUUAGUGAAUCUUCAGGUUUCCCCGAAGAUACAGAGCGAGCUGAAAAUCUCAACCAAAUUUACUCUAAGAACUAUAUUGCACCCGAAAAAACCUUUGAAAGGUUCAGAGCACCGUUGCAAAGAAAACCGCUUGCUUUGAUUUCUCCAUUUGCAGGGCACGAUGAAAUCUUUAAUUCUGAGCGAACGAAACUUCUGGCUGCUAAUGCGAAACAAGAAAGUGACUAUAGUGACAGUGACCUGGACAACUCAAGCGAUAAAGAAAACAUAUAUCCAAGUAUUGAACUUGAGAAACCCCUAAUAGGCAGUGAUGAUAGUCUCGAGUCCCAGAAAUACGGUGAUUCCAGCUCGAAAUACGGGGCAAUACAUCUCUUCACUCCACAACACUACUGGAAUCUAACAUUUACACGGAAACAAUCAGGAACUACUGUUUCUUUGGAAGAUUUCCACCUGUUACUUUACGACUACGAAAGGUUAUGGGAUCGCUACGUUGGUGAUUUUGCAAAAGACACAGUCACGUGACCGAUACGUGUUGGGGGUAAAUGAAGUUCGCACUUUUUUUUUUCACUGCUCUGCAACGAUCCCGUCACAUAGAUAGCUUUCCAUCACGCAUGUUAUUAGUUUUAAACACGCUUAGCUUGUACUUCUCAGAAAGUUUGUUUCUAGUUUAUAUACC
Pichia membranifaciens NRRL Y-2026 is the source of this 1103-nucleotide messenger RNA. RefSeq lists its product as hypothetical. NCBI's taxonomy places the organism in Eukaryota, Fungi, Ascomycota, Pichiomycetes, Pichiales, Pichiaceae. The coding region runs from base 29 to 949 and encodes 306 amino acids. The transcript has a single exon. The record is from RefSeq and is a predicted model, not a curated record.